UAAUGAGAACGAAAAAGAAAGCUUAACUCUUUUUAAACUCGUUAAAAAUGGAGUUAUUUACUGUAAAGACAUCUUAUACCAAUUAGGAAGAAAGAUUACACAUUGCAUGAAAAGCCUUUUAAAAUGUUUAUCUGUUUGAUAAUUGCUGACUACCUGUUGUAUGUAUUGUAUUUUGUGCAUAGACAUUCUUGUUGGUUGAAAAAAAUGACAGGUGGAAAGAUGUUGGUUUCUAGGUGAUAUAAAGUUUUUAAAACAUUUUUCUGAUUUUCCUGCAGUGACACGUGUUACAUAUGUCGUUUGUAUUUCGGGGGUAGGGGGGAACUGUGUGAUAAGUUGCUUGUGAUUCAGAAUCUUCCUGCUAAGAAGACUAGUGGGCAAAUGUUUCUGAUGUCCUUGAGUAAAAAGCUUAAGUUUUUUCAAGGCUGUUAUGCACACAAAAGGCACAUAAAAAUGUUUGCUAAAAUGAAGGAUGGUUAGCAUUUUUGAUCUUGAAUAGGCAUCUCACCAUCGUGCUGAAAGGAAGUCCGAUGGACAUUUGGAUAUUGUUCCGCCCUAAGUAGGAGUCAAACCGUUCCUGAUCCGUGUGCCUACUCCUCUCAACUAACAGCCUGAAUCCAGGCCAGCUUGCAACGUUAAUUUUAAUACCACGCUUGGUUUUCUUUUCUUACUUUUAUUCUUCAAGUUCUAAAGAACUUGAGAUACAUUCUGAAAUAACAAGAGACUACUUAACAUGUUCGUCUGACGGUUUUCAGUGUUCUCCCUGAUACUUUUAGAGUAUUUAGAACGUGAAGUGUGAAGCUUUGGGCUAUAUGAAUUCUGGAAGUGUACAAAAGAGGCAUUUUUUUACCAUCUACAGAAACUUAUUAUAAUUCAUUUUUCCUCACUCCAGUAGUAAGAAUUACACCAAAUUGAAAAGAUAUGAAUGAGUAUCCUAAAAAAAGAAAAAGGAAGACUCUACACCCUUCUCGUUAUUCAGAUUCCUCUGGAAUAAGCAGAAUUGCAGAUGGAUUCAAUGGAAUUUUCUCUGAUCAUUGUUACAGUGUCUGUUCUAUGAGACAGCCAGAUUUAAAAUAUUUUGACAACAAAGAUGAUGAUUCUGAUACCGAGACAUCAAAUGACUUGCCAAAAUUUGCAGAUGGAAUCAAGGCCAGAAACAGAAAUCAGAACUACCUGGUUCCCAGUCCUGUACUUAGAAUUCUAGACCACACUGCCUUUUCUACAGAAAAAUCUGCUGAUAUUGAAAUUUGUGAUGAAGAGUGUGACUCACCUGAAUCAGUCAACCAGCAAACCCAAGAGGAGAGUCCUAUAGAAGUUCACACUGCUGAAGAUGUUCCAAUUGCUGUAGAAGUGCAUGCGAUUUCUGAGGAUUAUGAUAUAGAGACAGAAAACAAUUCCUCUGAGAGUCUCCAAGACCAAACUGAUGAAGAACCACCAGCUAAACUUUGUAAAAUUCUUGACAAGAGCCAAGCUUUGAAUGUGACUGCCCAGCAGAAAUGGCCUUUACUGAGAGCUAAUAGCAGUGGCCUCUAUAAAUGUGAACUUUGUGAGUUUAACAGCAAAUAUUUUUCUGACUUAAAGCAGCAUAUGAUCCUGAAGCAUAAACGUACUGAUUCAAAUGUGUGUCGAGUGUGCAAGGAAAGUUUCUCUACCAAUAUGCUUCUGAUAGAACAUGCCAAGCUACAUGAAGAGGAUCCCUACAUUUGUAAAUACUGUGAUUAUAAGACAGUAAUUUUUGAGAACCUCAGCCAGCACAUUGCAGACACCCAUUUUAGUGAUCACCUCUAUUGGUGUGAACAGUGUGAUGUACAGUUCUCCUCAAGCAGUGAACUCUACCUACAUUUCCAGGAGCAUAGCUGUGAUGAACAGUACUUGUGUCAGUUCUGUGAACAUGAAACUAAUGAUCCAGAAGACUUGCAUAGCCAUGUGGUAAAUGAGCAUGCAUGUAAAUUAAUAGAGUUAAGUGAUAAGUAUAACAAUGGAGAACAUGGACAGUAUAGCCUCUUAAGCAAAAUUACCUUUGACAAAUGUAAAAAUUUCUUUGUAUGUCAAGUAUGUGGUUUUCGGAGUAGACUUCAUACGAAUGUUAACAGGCAUGUUGCUAUUGAACAUACUAAAAUUUUUCCUCAUGUUUGUGAUGACUGUGGGAAAGGCUUUUCAAGUAUGCUAGAAUAUUGCAAGCAUUUAAAUUCACAUUUAUCUGAAGGGAUUUAUUUAUGUCAAUAUUGUGAAUAUUCAACAGGACAAAUUGAAGAUCUUAAAAUUCAUCUAGAUUUCAAGCACUCAGCUGACUUACCUCAUAAAUGUAGUGACUGCUUGAUGAGGUUUGGAAACGAAAGGGAAUUAAUAAGCCACCUUCCAGUCCAUGAGACAACUUGAUUAUUCUAACUUACAGAAAGUUUAAAAUAAUAAAUUCAGCCUUUUUUUGGGGAUGAUUAAAUGGAUGAUUGUAAAUACAACUUAUGAAAUUUGCCUUUAACAGGUAACUUUUGUAAAUUAUAAAAUUUUAUUGGCAUUCCUCCAUUUUCAGUAUAUAAAUAUAUCUUUAAUGUGGUAUUUUCAAUUGCGUGAUAGUUUGUAGUUUUAACCACUCCUGGUGACUGUCAUCCUGUUUCUUGCAUGUGCUCGAUUUCAUGAAUUGAAAAGAAACAAAUGUAUUGAAAUGAGCUGCAGUUUUUCUUCCUUAACCGUGGGUGCUAGUAACUUUUUCUUUUUAAAACUCAAGACAAUAUUAGUUUUUUUGUGUAUGAAGUCAUUAAAUUAUUACACGACUAGAACUAAAAUGCAAUAUACAAUUAAGUCCACGGAUACUCUCAUUAAUAAGAAAUAACACUAGGAAGCCACUGUUAUUACAGGAAGAAAAGAUUUGGUUUUCAUGGCAGUCUGUUUUUUAAAAAAAAUUUUUUUGAGCCCCCGUCUAUUGUUGAAUAUUUUAAGAUGGGAUGAGGGAGGAACUAAUAAGGGCUUACACAAUAAUAAAUAACUAUCAUAACCCAUU
This is a messenger RNA of Macaca mulatta (Rhesus monkey), 2995 nucleotides long. The record is from RefSeq and is a predicted model, not a curated record. Lineage: Eukaryota; Metazoa; Chordata; Mammalia; Primates; Cercopithecidae.